Lutra lutra (Eurasian river otter) is the source of this 6062-nucleotide messenger RNA. It is a transcript of the gene PDZD8, whose product is annotated as PDZ domain containing 8. The record is from RefSeq and is a predicted model, not a curated record. The transcript is spliced from 5 exons. Gene Ontology annotation, biological process: mitochondrial calcium ion homeostasis. Lineage: Eukaryota; Metazoa; Chordata; Mammalia; Carnivora; Mustelidae. Bases 206 to 3673 code for a protein of 1155 amino acids. Gene Ontology annotation, cellular component: mitochondria-associated endoplasmic reticulum membrane contact site. Gene Ontology annotation, molecular function: protein binding; lipid binding.
GUGUCUGAGGAGUUGCGGGCCGCUGCGGGCUCGGGCGUCGCACCGCGCCUGCCGGAGCCGCCGAACGAGGCCCAGGGAGCCGCCUGCCCCAACCCCGCCGCCCGAUGUCCUCAAGAUGGAGGCAGCGGGGGCGGCGACGUGAAGAGAGCGGCGCUGUGGGCGCGGGAGCAGGGGCCCGGGCGGCCCGGGCGGAGGCGGUGCCGGGAUGGGGCUGCUGCUCAUGAUUCUGGCGUCGGCCGUGCUGGGCUCCUUCCUCACGCUCCUCACCCAGUUCCUGCUGCUGUACCGCAAACAGCCCGAGCCGCCGCCGGACGAGGCGGCCCGCGCGGGCGACGGCUUCCGCUACAUCAAGCCGGUGCCGGGCCUGGCCCUGAGGGAGUACCUUUAUGGCGGCGGCGGGGCUGAGGAGCCCUCCGGCGGGCCACCCGAGGGCGGCGCGACCCCGGCCCCGGCCCUCGAGACCCCCGCCCCGCCGACGCGGGAGACCUGCUACUUCCUCAACGCCACCAUCCUGUUCCUGUUCCGGGAGCUGCGGGACACCGCACUGGCUCGUCGCUGGGUCACCAAGAAGAUCAAGGUGGAGUUCGAGGAGCUGCUGCAGACCAAGACGGCCGGGCGCCUGCUGGAGGGGCUGAGCCUGCGGGACGUGUUCCUGGGCGAGACCGUGCCCUUCAUCAAGACCAUCCGCCUCCUGCGGCCGGUGGUGCCCUCGGCCAGCGGGGAGUCGGACGGCCCCGAGGGGGAGACCCUGCCCGCCACCUCCCCCGAGGAGCUGGCCUUCGAGGCGGAGGUGGAGUACAACGGGGGCUUCCACCUGGCCAUCGACGUGGACCUGGUCUUCGGCAAGUCCGCCUACCUGUUCGUCAAGCUGUCCCGAGUCGUGGGGAGGCUGCGCUUCGUCCUCACGCGCGUGCCCUUCACCCACUGGUUCUUCUCCUUCGUGGAGGACCCGCUGAUCGACUUUGAGGUGCGCUCCCAGUUUGAAGGGCGGCCUAUGCCCCAGCUCACCUCCAUCAUCGUCAACCAGCUCAAGAAGAUCAUCAAGCGCAAGCACACUCUCCCGAGUUACAAGAUCAGGUUUAAGCCGUUUUUUCCAUUCCAAACUUCGCAAGGAUUUGAAGAAGAUGAAGAAGAGCAAAUCCAUAUACAACAAUGGGCACUUACUGAAGGUCGCCUUAAAGUUACAUUGUUAGAAUGUAGCAGGUUACUCAUUUUUGGAUCCUAUGACAGAGAGGCAAAUAUUCAUUGUACACUCGAGUUGAGCAGUGGUGUUUGGGAAGAAAAACAAAGGAGUUCUAUUAAGACGGUUGAAUUAAUAAAGGGGAAUUUACAGAGUGUCGGACUUACACUUCGUCUUGUCCAAUCAACUGACGGGUACGCUGGGCAUGUCAUAAUUGAGACGGUGGCCCCAAACUCGCCUGCUGCACUUGCAGAUCUUCAGCGGGGAGACCGACUGAUUGCUAUUGGAGGUGUGAAAAUCACAUCUACCCUGCAAGUGCUGAAGCUGAUCAAGCAGGCGGGGGACCGGGUGCUGGUGCACUACGAGAGGCCUGUCGGCCAGAGCAGUCAAGGCGCAGCGCUGCAAGAUAAUUUGGGGCAGUUGGAAGAAAACUUUCUGUCAAGCUCAUGCCAACCAAACUAUGAAGAGGAAACCACUGGGCUGGCAGUAGAUGCUGAAAAUAGAGAUUUGGAUUCUGAAUUUGAAGACCUGGCAAGUGACGUCAGAGCACAAAAUGAGCUCAAAGAUGAGGCUCCAUCAGUAAGUCACAGCCCCAAACGUACUCCGACAACACUUUCCGUUAAACCUCUUGGAACCAUAUCACCAGUCUUAAACCGUAAAUUAAUUGUAGGAAGUCACCCACCACCACCAAAACCUCCAUGUAAAGAGGGAAAUAAACCCUUGGCCCUAAAAGCUUCUGAGAUAACAGACCCAACACAAGUGUCAAAACCCACCCAAGGAUCCACUUUCAAACCACCCGUGCCACCACGACCACAAGUGAAAGUUCCUUUGCCUUCUGCUGACACCCCAAGUCAGACAGAAUCAGAGGUCCUCCCUGAAAAGCCAGAAAAGGUGCUGCCUCCUCCUCCUGCAGAUAAACCUGCUGAAAAGCAAGUGAAAAAUGUGGAUCACCCAGAAGAUGUAGCUCCAUCUAAGCCAUUUUUAGCAAAGCAAGAAGUGACGAGAGAUUUUACUUCAGAAAGCUCCUGCCCUCCUAAAGACAGUUCAGAUGACCUUCAGACGUGGGAAUCAUCAGAAAUUCCUUACCGUAACAAGCUAGGAAAAUGGACAAGAACCAGAGCAACCUGUUUCUUUGACAUAGAAGCCUGCCACAGAUACUUAAACAUUGCACUAUGGUGCAGAGAUCCUUUCAAAUUAGGGGGUCUUAUCUGUUUGGGGCAUGUCAGCUUAAAACUUGAAGAGGUGGCUUUGGGGUGCCUGGCUACAUCAAACAUGGAAUACUUCUCCAAGUUCAGACUGGAAGCCCCCUCACCUAAGGCAAUGGUCUCGAGAACCGCGCUGCGCAAUCUGAGUAUGCAGAAGGGCUUCAAUGACAAAUUUUGCUUUGGUGACAUUACCAUUCACUUCAAAUACCUGAAAGAAGGAGAACCAGACCACCCGAUAGUUACUAACUCAGAGAAAGAAAAAGAACUCCAUUUGGUCGAAGAGGUUUCUGCCCUACCUAAAGAGGAGCAGCUGGUUGGACAGAUGGGUUUAACAGAAAAUAAGCAUAGUUUCCAGGAUACUCAGUUCCAGAACCCAACUUGGUGUGAUUACUGUAAGAAAAAAGUGUGGACUAAAGCUGCUUCCCAGUGUAUGUUCUGUGCUUACGUUUGCCAUAAAAAAUGUCAGGAAAAGUGUCUAGCGGAGACGCCUCUUUGUGGAGCAACUGAUAGGCGGAUAGACCGGACUCUGAAAAACCUCAGGCUGGAAGGACAAGAAACCUUCUUAGGCCUGCCUCCUCGUGUUGAUGCUGAAGCUAGCAAGUCAGUCAACAAAACAACAGGUUUGACAAGACACAUUAUCAAUACGAGCUCUCGUUUGUUAAAUUUGCGCCAAGUCUCUAAAACUCGCCUCUCUGAACCAGGAACUGAUCUAGUGGAACCUUCACCAAAACACACACCCAACACAUCAGACAAUGAAGGCAGUGACACAGAGGUCUGUGGUCCGAACAGUCCUUCUAAACGAGGAAACAACACAGGAAUAAAGUUGGUGAGGAAGGAGGGUGGUCUGGACGACAGCGUUUUCAUUGCAGUUAAAGAAAUAGGCCGUGAUCUUUACAGGGGCUUGCCUACAGAAGAGAGGAUCCAGAAAUUAGAGUUCAUGCUGGAUAAACUGCAGAACGAAAUUGACCAGGAGCUGGAACACAAUAAUUCCCUUGUUAGAGAAGAAAAAGAAGCAACUGAAUCAAGGAAAAAAUCCCUUCUUUCUGCUGCUUUGUCUAAAUCAGGUGAAAGACUACAAGCUCUGACACUUCUCAUGAUCCACUACAGAGCGGGCAUUGAAGAUCUUGAAUCUUUAGAAAGUCUGUCUUUAGACCAGCACUCCAAAAAAAUAAGCAAGUACACAGAUGAUACGGAAGAAGACCUUGAUAAUGAAAUCACCCAACUAAUAGACUCCCAGCCAUUCAGCAGCAUAUCAGAGGACUUAUUUGGCCCAUCUGAGUCUGUUUAACAGACAGCUCGUUUGAACUUUUCGAGUGAUUUGGAAAAAGUUACAUCUCGAGGAACACAGAUAACCCGUGUGUAAGCCCUCUUCUGAUGCACUUUGGCCUGCUUCUCCACAGCCAUUUGCUUAUGUAAAAACAAGAAUGAAAAAAGGUUGUUUUCCAGCAAAAACAUGACCAGCUCACUAAAUUGGUUGUUUUCAGAUUGCAUUUAUAGCUGUGCUUUUUUGGGUUUAUACUGGGAAUUUAUUUUUACUAAUUUAUUUUUAACUUUUUCUAAUUAUGUAAUUAUGUAAGCUAACUUUCCAUGUUUAUGUACAUGUGAUAUCUCAUUGUGUUAUUUUCCUUCAUCUUAGUUUUUGAAGGAGUGUUAAAUAGGAUACUGUCCAGAUCCUUGAAAUAUUUUCAUUUCCAUCACGGUUACAACAAGUUUGCUGCAUGCCCAAACUGACAACAGCAAUCAUUGAGGGAACAGGUUUUUGAAUCUUUGUGUUAGGAAAUUUGUCAUCUCUAUUUGCUUGAAGUUUUUGUUAAUUUGGGGUUUUGGGGAUGGUUUUUUGUUUUUGCCAAAUGUAACGUAAAAGCAGAUGCUGCGCCUUUAGUCAGUUACACUGAUUUAGUAAAAAAAAAUAAUAAUAAUUUACACAUAUUGCUUGCUUUCUAUCCUGUGAAUUUUUUUCUAGUUUUUGUGCAGUUUUAGUGAGAAUAUAGUUAUUAAUUUGAAGAGGUUGCAUUGAAAAACAAAAUGUAAUAGGGAAUAGAGAAUGCAUUUGGUCAAGAAUUUUAUAGAGAAGAUUACUAAAAAACCAGUAACCAGUAGGAUUUUGAAAUAUAAUCUUUUGAAAUGUUGAUGCUUUCUCCUUUCAAAUGGAAGUUCUGAACAUUUGAUUUUUUUUUUUUUUUUUUUUUUUUGUCUUCAGUUCUCCCAUAGGAAAUAAAGCAUGUCAAGGAUAAAGUUUCAAGGGGCCAGUUCUUAAAAUGACCCAGUGUUGAUAACUGGGUUUGGCUGUUUUGUUUUAGGAACAUUUUCAUGCAGGAGGAUGCUGUAGAGGAAAGGAAUCAUGCAAGAUAGAUUUAUUGCUUUUCCUCCAUGCUGCAGGUUGAAGGAAGGGUGGUCAUUCUGAACCCAUUUAUAGUUCAGUCUUUUGUUUAAGAAAAAAGAAAAAUUAACAGUAUAGAUACAUAGGAAUUGGGAUCAGUUCUCUGAUAAUAAAGAUCUAUUCUGAUACUCGGUCCUUUGUGUGGACCCCAGUGAUAUGUGACUCAAGGAAACCAUGUGAGCGUGACCUCUGUUGGUGUAUCAUCAAAGUUUUGGCCUUUUAUAUGUCUGUUUUCCUCUUGUAGGUAUCUCCUGUGAUAAUGGACAUAUAGUAAAGAUUAACUUGAAUUUAAAGCUAGGUGGGACAGUUUCGCUAGCUUUUGGGAAGAGGCAGAGUUAGUGUAAGGUGUGAUAGGGUUCUGGCUCAGGGAGACUCCAGACAAAAGUUUAAAGCCAAGCUCUUCCACUGGCCAGUAGUGAACUUUAUAACCACAGGAGGUCCUACGCCUCAGUCUCCCCAGCUCCAAAGUAGGAAUAAACAGUAACUACCUCACAGGAUUGUUGUGAGGAGAACAGAGCUGCAGAAGCUCUCUGAAGAGUAAAAUGCAAUUCAAACAAAAGGUAUGACUCAAAUGGGGGACAAAAACAUUUUUGAAGGUAGAAAAGUUAUUCUACUGUUACUAAGUGAAAUAUUAGAAAGUACCUUUAUGGCCAAGUUGAAAACAGAAAUAGAUCUGUGUAUCCCCUUUUUUGUUGUUAAGCAUGCUUGCAUUUUGAAAGAACACUGCUACAGAAGUCUAUACACCAACGGCUCUGAAAGCUAAAAAAAAGUUUUGUAACGUGCUUGAAACAGUCUGCCCAAUGUAAUCACCAACUUUUACCUUAACAAAAAAUAACUUACCGUGAUGACCUGGAAGGCCAGUGUCUGUAAGUGGCUGGCGUGUGGAUGGAUGACACCACAGAAGUUAUAGUGACAUCCAAGCAUGCCGCUGAAACCGAUGCAUUUGAAAGAGUCUGCAGAAAUAACGCAAAAUUUGGGUUUCAUAAAAAUCUCCUGUUUUAAAAGUAUUUAACUCUGUAGAACCACAAUUAUGAAAAGCUCAGUAAUGCUGCUAAUGAUAUUUGUAAGAUCUACCUUUAAUGUAGUGCAAUAUUUUUAUAUCUGCCGGGACAGGCGGUAGAGGCCUCACAGCCGUGCUUUAGUGCAGGGGAGGGGGGAUCACUCCAAAUAGCCUAGGGGAUAGUGAGGUUCAGGCCUCCGUGGAAACAGUUGUAUUCUAUUACAUUCCUGAUGUAAUCUUGCUGCCGUGCUAUGUUAUCAAUAGCUAAAAAAUAAUAAAAAGAACUACCACAGAAAA